Molecule: messenger RNA, 564 nt
Organism: Seminavis robusta
Lineage: Eukaryota; Bacillariophyta; Bacillariophyceae; Naviculales; Naviculaceae
Source: the annotation of a GenBank genome assembly
AUGACAUUGCAACAGAGAACUUCCUUCCCAAGUUGUUCCAUAUUCCCAGUGUCACCAGUGUCACCAAGGUCAUCGAGGAAUUAUGAGAUUUGUGGCAAGGCCGACAAAAGGCAUGUUCACUUGCGCAUUGUGGCAGAUCACCAAUAUCUAGAAUUGUGUGGUGUUCGAGCAUUGCUAGUAUACCUGUACUUGAUUGGUUGGAAAGGUGGCUCCAUAUUUCCCAAGGAGAAGGAGCUACACAAACCACCUCGAGAUGGCAUUUACACAACGACAAUUGAUUAUGAGAAAUUUAACAAGGAUUUACAGAAACUAUGCAAGAAGGUGCUGAUUGCUCGGGAUGAUCUAAAGAUUGGAUGCCAGACCUUUCAAAAAACUGGUUAUGCCAUGGCUAUCUUUGGGAAUGCCAACAGAGAGGACUUGACGAUGUCAGCCAGACACUCUCAGAAAUCCAAGGAUGCUCCUACCUACUCCAAGGUACGAGAGGCAUUUGAGAGCACCAAAUCCCCUCAACAGUGUAAGAGAUUGGUCCAACAACUGGCACUGCAGAAGUUAGAGCUCAUCUAG